CAGGAAUAUGUAAAAAUUUCUCCAUUGAGGAUGUUAUAGGCCGCAGGCCGCCAGUCGGAGCUCUUCUCCGGCGUUCCCCGACGAGGGAUCCCAGGCUCCGGAAGGUAAGACCACGCCCUGCCCGUGGCUAGAAGCUCUGCAGACUCAUGAUGCUUCAUGAUGUUGUAGUCCGCGGCCCAGCAAUCGGAGCACUCCUCUCUGGCGACCCCCGGCAAGGGUUCGACCGCUCCGCGAUGGAAAAAGUCCAUGAUGCGCUCGCUGCUGAUGCUCCGGACCCGACUCCAGGAAAGGCCGCUCCGAUCCAAGCUGUCAGGAGAGGGGAGGGGAGGCGGAGAAGCAACGUGGAAAAAGUCGCCUCUCCGUCGAGGGUGACUGAAGAACGGUGAGAAAGGGAGGGAAACAUGGAAUGCAAACGUCCCCGGGUGUUGUAUCUCUUGUUAACAGGUUCACCCACUUAGAAGCUGUCGGGACAGAAGACGUUAUCACACUGAGCGGCGGACUGGCUUGCGAAGCAAAAAGGGCUGUUCAGCCAAAACCAAAGAGGACAACGGCAAUGCCAUUGUAGUUGGAGACUCGGAGAGAGUCCAGGUAUUUGUUCCACCGUGUGUGUCGACCCCGGAGUUUGUCCAUGCUGCCAUGAGACCUGAUGUGAUCACAGAGACGGUGGUGGAAGUGUCAACAGAGGAGCCCGAGCCCAUGGACACCUCUCCUGCUGUGCCGAUACCUGAAACCCCUGAGCCAACCAAAAAAAAGAAAGCUGGUCGCAAACCAAAGAAUCAGCAGUCCGGGUUGACGAAUACUGCGUCGGAUCUUUCUGUGAAAAAGAAGGCCAGAGAAGGGAAGGGGAACACUACAUACCUCUGGGAGUUCCUCCUUGACUUACUACAAGACAAAAACACUUGCCCUCGAUACAUCAAGUGGACUCAGCGGGAGAAGGGCAUCUUCAAACUGGUUGACUCUAAGGCAGUGUCUAAGCUUUGGGGAAAACACAAGAACAAGCCAGACAUGAAUUAUGAGACAAUGGGUAGGGCACUAAGGUACUACUACCAAAGAGGGAUCCUGGCCAAGGUGGAAGGCCAACGCUUGGUCUAUCAAUUCAAAGAAAUGCCCAAGAACCUGGUAAUUAUUGAUGAAGACAAAACUGAUGCCAACAAUGAGGGAUCGUAUACCCCUGAGCUCCAGACUGAUGUAGUUGGCCAUUUACCUGAAGGAGUUUCCCCGUUCUUAGAAAAAAUCUCUUCUCACAUUUCCUCAAAAUCUGUGGCAGCUUCUCGAGGGCCGAGGAAUGCAGCACCACAGAGUGUUGUGAAGCUGGGGAGGGCCACAGCGGUGAAGGUCUCGUCAGCUAGUCACGGCGGAGUCCUAUCUUCGGUGCCUACAACCUCCCUACCAGUAGUAACCACAACUGUGCCAAGCAGAACAGUCCGCGUUGCAAUGCAGGUGCCUGUGGUAAUGACCUCUUCGGGACAGAAAUUUUCAACGGUGGCUGUUCAGUCAAUGAACCCAGUUUCAACAGUAAUAACCAGCACAAACACAACUGUGUCUACUCCAAAGGUACUCAUCCAAACCAUCCCAACAAUGGUGUCUCCUUCUACGGCAGAGAAUGGAGACAAGAUCACCAUACAGCCUACAAAGAUCAUCACCAUCCCUGCAACGCAGAUAACCCAGUGCCACUUACAGACAAAGGCAGGCUUGGCUACAACUGGCAGCAUUAACAUAGUUGGGGCACAAGCAGCCAUUCAAGCUCUUUCUCCUAUGUCCAUUGCAGGGGGGACACCUGUAAUGAGACUAGCAGUGCCUGCACAGCAAGCUACAGGCCAGAGCGCUGCUCGAGUUAUUACUGCGGUUAUCAAAGGGGCAGAGGUCAAGCAGGAGGGUACGGCUGCAAAGGUGGGUGCAGAUGUUCAUAAUAUGCCCAUGAUCAAGGAAGAGCGUUCAGUGGAGGGCAGCAAUACGGUGACUCGCUGGGUGGUUGUCAGUGCACCCUCUAUUGCCCUUCCUUUGACAAUGAAAACAGAGGCAGAAGCCACGGUGACUGGUGAAAAAUAAUAGUGCCACUUUGAAGGGUCGCGAUGGGACUUGUAAUUUUUAAUUUACAAGUUGUAAAGGAAUGUUUCCAGCAAACAUUUUACCAUCCCAUGCUUUGCCGUGGAUUUGAGCCACAUCAUCAAAUGCUGACAAAAAAAACUUUUCAAAUAGGAACAAAUGAAACUUUACUGAAUUCAAAUGCAAUUGAUUGCAUGUUGAUCCACAAAUGGGACCAUGUGUUUCACUACAUUUUAAAGCUACGCAAAGAACUUCUGAAACACUAAUGUAUUGGUGAUCGGAAUGGAAUGUUUCUCAGAGUUCUUCAGAAAUUCUAAAGCACAAGUGGUAUCAGGAACUUUACUUCUGCUCCCUAUGUACAACUUCAGUAUAAGGUCUGGUUGGGCAUAGCAGUGAAGGUGCUGAGCUAAAAUGUGAACUGAUCUUUGCCAUAUUACUAAUAAUGGCACAGUUCACAGCAGCUGUAAUCUAACAUUUUCAGCAGAAGACUAUAUGUCUUCUUUUCUAACAUUCCAUUACAGUAAUCCCAUAUCUUGUUUGUUAACAUUCACCUGUCCAGUUUUAAGACCUGCUAUUUUCUGAAAUAAAAUGUUCCCUAAUUAUUCCAUAAUUUUCCAUUAUCAAGCCCCUCCAACCCUGUCCCCCACCUUCCACAUCAUGUUUCAUUUGGGGAUAUAGCCUCAUUGGUUUCCCCUGGAAUUAAUUAUUUAAAUGAUUAGUAGAAUGGUCGCUGUAUUUUCAGGAUCAUAUAAUUGGAAUAGAUCACCAUCCACCAGUUUGGCCAGCUAAGCUGUAUGUAUGCAAGACUUUUUUUUUGCCAUUGGUUGCUUGCAAGCAAGUUCCUGGUAACACUGGUUCUUUUAAAACUGAAUGUUGCCCAUUGCAUUUCAAUGGAAUACCAACAUUUGUUUAAACAACGCUCUGUGCACAGUACUUUUCCUUCUACUGGAGCUAAGUGAAUUCUAUACAAACCAUACGGAAUGUGAAGGAUUAGUUGAAAUGGAAGUUACUGCUUUUAUUUGGAGGUUUGGUGUAUUUUCAGGAUUUGUAUAAUGACAUUUAGUGAGCAAUGUUAAAUGACAAUUUGAGUUUUUUCCAUUUAAAAAAAAUAAGCUAUGUACGAACUAGCUUUUUGUUAAAAGCUCUUUUUAAUAUUUCACGAAGCACAGUAUUGUUAUGGAGUAACAUGUUAUUUUAUGGUAGUUAGAGCCUGCCAGACACAUAGAUUCUGGUCAAGUUAAGUGACCGACCUUUGGCUAUACCUUUUUUAAAAUAAUGCCUGUGUCACUUUGCCUUGGUGUAUGUAUAAACAUUUUACUUUUAUUUUCCUGCCACUUAAAGGUCCUGCUCAGUCUAGCUUUGUGUAAUGAUCUGUUCCUUUCCAGGUAGUUCUAAACCUGCUGACUUCAAUUAAAGAGGAAGUCUCGUCAUCAGGACCCAAAUAUUUUAAAAAGAAAACUGUUACAUUAAAUUAUAAUUAACAUCCUUUUGUCCAUCCAUCUUAUCAAUUUUUAUUUCCAUAGUGACAAUGAACUGUGAUGUGUUUGAGAGAGGAAUGUGUUCUUUUUUUGUUGGGACAGUCAAGGUACGAUAUGCAGUUAAUGUUCAGCUCUUGCUAUUCAGCACCCCCAAGGGAACUCUCUCCCUUUUACCCUGGUACUGCCUUUAGAUUUCACCAGUGCUCACUGUUCAAAUGUAUUCAAAAAGCUGAAAGAAAUGGACCAAAACAAAAUGAUGUUAAACCCGUCAUAACCACCUGCUUUUUAAAACUGGAUUUUGGCAUUGAAGUAAUGAUUGAAUAGGGAGAUUACCAGUGUUCUGACUGAAGAUGUUUGUACGGUUUCAACAUUUGAAGUAUAUUCUAUUUUGUUGUACUCUUGUUUCAAAGUGUAUUCAAGUAGAUUUUACCGAACUUUAACAGUGAAUCCUGUUUUGAUUUUGUUUUGGUAAAGAAAUACAAAGUA
Messenger RNA from Leucoraja erinaceus (little skate), 4010 nucleotides. RefSeq names its product ETS-related transcription factor Elf-2-like. Gene Ontology annotation, cellular component: nucleus. Lineage: Eukaryota; Metazoa; Chordata; Chondrichthyes; Rajiformes; Rajidae. Gene Ontology annotation, molecular function: DNA-binding transcription factor activity, RNA polymerase II-specific; sequence-specific DNA binding. The record is from RefSeq and is a predicted model, not a curated record. The transcript has 6 exons. Gene Ontology annotation, biological process: regulation of transcription by RNA polymerase II; cell differentiation. The coding region runs from base 637 to 2049 and encodes 470 amino acids.